Molecule: messenger RNA, 1176 nt
Organism: Closterium sp. Naga37s-1
Lineage: Eukaryota; Viridiplantae; Streptophyta; Zygnematophyceae; Desmidiales; Closteriaceae
Source: the annotation of a GenBank genome assembly
AUGACGCUUCCCGUCGACAACUGGACCAUGCCCGAAAUCGGAGCGCUGGAUUUCGAUCCAAUCAUCGCCGCAUUAAGCGCCGUCUAUUCCGACGACGGGUCGCCCGCGUCGCUGGCGGCGCUGGCGAAGGAGCGGCCCGAGGCGCUGAAGGCUCUGUCGGAGCUCCUCGCGUUCCACAUGGCGACGUCGGCGCUGGACGCGGCGGCCAUCGCGGCGCAGUUCACGGCAGAUGCGGGCAACCUGACGACGGUGAACGGGCAGGGGCUGUGGAUCAACUACAACGCGAGCCAGUCCGCCGCGCUGCUCAACGCGUACUCGCCCACGCAGCGCGCGCUGAUGAGCGAGGGGACGAUCCCGUAUUGGGUGAAGCGGAAUGGCACGGAAUUCUACAUGAACGGCACGAUCGCCGUCGCUAACGGAACCGUCCUGUUUGACCCCGCGGAUAGCCUGUCUUGGAUUGAAUACCAUAUGAGCCUGCUUGACAACGAGCCCAACGAGCAGUCGCCUCCCUCCAACAGCUCCGCGCAGCCGCACAUUCAAUCUGCAGAGCCUCCCCUGGCGGACCUCGCCCUCACCGAAAAGGCCCCCCGGCGCCUGGCGAACAUGUACGCGUCGUGGGGCAUGUGGGGCAUGGGGGGAUUCGCGGAGUGGGAGGCGCGGCCCCCCUACUUGAGCGAGUGGAGUGAGGAGGAGCAGCAGCAAUUGGCGGGCAAGGUGACGCGGUGGAUGAACCGGAUGGUGCCGGGGCUGACCCUCUCCGGCAGUAAGUACCUCGCGUGGCUCAACGCAUACGAGGACGCGCAGGAGGAAGGCUCUGAUACCAUGUGGGAGCAGGCUGGCAGCGACAUGAACGUGGCUCGGGUGGUGUGGGCUGAUGUGAUGGAGAGCGCUGGCAUGGUGGUGCAUGGCGUGGAUGGCGUUCUGUUUCCCCGCCUCAGAGACAACCCGUAUAAUAACACGAACAUGACAAGUAACGGCACGGCGGCCAAUGGAACCAGCGACGGGAAAGCGAAUGGGAGCAGUUAUGCCUAUGGGAGUGGAAGGGCGGAUGGCAGUCCUGCCAGCAGCAGGGACUCCAGUGGAGGAAGCAGCAGCAAGGGAGAUAUUAGUAGCAGCAGCACAGUGCCCACUGCGGGGACAGCUGCGACUGGCACACCUGGAAAUACCUGUCUGUAA